This is a messenger RNA of Capsicum annuum, 943 nucleotides long. RefSeq lists its product as uncharacterized. The record is from RefSeq and is a predicted model, not a curated record. Bases 209 to 808 code for a protein of 199 amino acids. The transcript has a single exon. NCBI's taxonomy places the organism in Eukaryota, Viridiplantae, Streptophyta, Magnoliopsida, Solanales, Solanaceae.
UAUGUAAAUAAAAAAGGGAAAAAAAACAAAAACCAAACGUUUAAAUUUACCAGAAUAACCCAUUGCAGAGAAUCACACGUUUCUCUCUUGUAUACCCCUUGAAAAUUCCUCAUAACCACCAUAUAAAUUGUUCCCUUCCCAAAAUAUCCAAAGUUCUCAUUCAAAAUUCAACCCAAAAUUAAUUUUCCCCAAUCUCUAAGCUUCAUCAAUGGAAAUUUCGCUGAUCUCCGAUACUCUAACAACGGUGGUAACUACCACCCAAGGUUUAGGUUUUUCAAAUUAUCUUCUUAAUCGCAAUAUCAACAGUGUUCUCACACUCUCCGAUGUCUCGUCGGAUCAGCAAUCCCCUUCUCGUCAAAUCUCCUCCGUUGUUUUUCCGAUCGACGCCUUAGCGCCUCCGCCUGUUAAGUACAAUAAGGUUAGAUCCGCGCCGAGAAGAUUAGCCCGUAAAACGCGGCGGAUUGUACGGAAGUCUUUGGGAAGUGGAGAUGAAGGAGGAGAUGAUAACGGAUUUUUGUUUGACGGAGGUGAUUAUGACGGACCGUUUGGUGGUGGUGGUGGUGGUGGUGGUGGGAGUGGGGGUAGGGGAUGGAAUUUUGAUGGAUAUGGAGGGGCAAAUUGGGAAGAAUCGUCGUCGUUUUCGGAUCCGGCGUUUGACUUUGUGUAUGAGUUGAUGUGUUGGGCUGCGUUGUCGAAUUGCUUGCAUUUUGCGUUGAAGAAAGUGGUGAGAAUUGUGGCGGAUGGAUUUAGUGGUGAUCCAGCUAGAGAGAAGGUGGUGGUUCCAGUGAGACUUACAACUGUCUAUUGAACCAGUAAGAUAAAUUUACUGAGUAAAUUGUCGAUUAUGCAAUUCAAUGUAAAUAGUAGUGUGUAUAUAUUUAAGAUCUAUUAUUCAUAGUUGCUUUUAUGGAAUUGAUAUAAAAUUUGUUCUCUUUUGGCUUAA